GUCGAUGGACCAACCCGUGUCGGGUGCGCCCAUGUCUUCCCCGGAAGCCAUCGAAGAGGAGCCAGAGCCAAACCUUCCCUUGAGUCCGGUCAUAGAGAAAGGUGCGACCAAAGGCCGAAGAGAGUCUAUGAUCCGAUGCUGGCUGCGCAGAAUGCAGUAGAGUCGCCUCAAAGCUCGCCGACGAAGAGUGCGAUGGGCUUCGUGCCCGUUCUUCCCGUAGUGCCGCCGAGGGUCGCUUCAACGAGGGGAAACAAGGACGACGCUCGAGUUCCAUCGCCCUUUGCUGGGUGGAAUUUCCCGCCUAGCAAAGAGUUCGACAGCAACGAGACGUCCCCUACUCUACUCAAUGCCCCUUUACAGGUAGACGAGCCUAUUUCACCUACCCGGCCAAAUUUUGCCCUUCGACACAGCUCAGACAAGAAGGUGGACGAGAAGGCCCACAGCCCGUCUAUCGCUGAAGAGCUAGGUCAUCAUCCUCCCCCCUCUCCUCCUCCUCCCGCCGCUCCGCGAUGGUGGCAUCGCAUCCCCAUAAUCUCGUGGUGCUUCGAGGUCCUCGCCACCCACUUCAAUCCGCUCUUCAUCCUCGGUGUGUUCAACAUUCGCUCGUAUUUUUGGCCCUUGAGUCUGCAGAAGGCAGCCUACAUGAUCGUAUAUCUGUCCAUCAUUGUCGUCAUGGUGACGACGGCUCAAAUCUACCAUUGGGGCGAUGGUGUCUUCCACGUUCUCAAGGGCACCGUAUGGCCUCUUAUGGUGGUUCUCAUUUGCCUCGAUCCGGUCACUGCCGUCUACUACUCUUCCAUUGCGCCAGUCAGGCCACUUUUGGCGCAGAGCUGUCGGCCAGACUGGGAGGACAAGGAGGUCUAUGAGCUGCAAAUGGCGAGCAAGGAAUUGCAGCAGGGUCGCGACUUGGCUACAAUCGGAGCGCCCGCCCUUGUCGACUCCAACACGCGCGACACAGCUUUGAUCAUUCCCUGCCACGACUCCGAGCUUGAGACGACGGAACUCGUUCUUGCUUCGGCGCUGCGCCUCUUCCCCCCUCAGAACAUCUUCGUCGUCGAGAAUGGCAGGUCUGCCGUACCACCCAACCGUAUCUUCCAAGCGCUGGUUCAUGCCAUCCACCCAGAGAUCAACUACAUUUGGUCCUGCUACGGUAACAAGAACAUCGCCGAGUACGUCGGUGCAUCGGCAGCUCAUCGCUUUAAGUACAUUGCCACAAUCGACGACGACGUCAUUCUUCCUGCCAACUUCUCCGCGCCUGCCCAUCUUAUCGACGAUAAGACCAAGGGCGUAUGCUUCCCCAUCGUAGCUGUGCCUGACCAGCCAGACGGGUCCAAGAGCAUCUUUGUCCAGUGGCAGGAGAUCGAGUACAAAUUUACGGGCUUGCUCAAGGCUGCAGAGCGAGCUCAUGGCGGCGUAUGCUUCCCGCAUGGAGCUGGUAGCUUCUGGGAGCGAGAAACUUUCCUCAAGGUGCUGCGCCGCGUCGAUCUCGUCUUCUACGCCGACGACCUCAAGAAGGGUCUCGCUUGUAUGGAGCUCGAUGUCACGCUCAGCAUCGAGCAUCAGUCGCCCAUUGAGACUGUCGUCCCACUGUCCUUUGCUGGUCUCCCCUUGCCCAACUACUGGACGCAGCGUGUUAGGAGUUGGGAGAUGUCUCGCCAUACUCUCUACUGGACGUGGUUUCGCAACAUGCUUCGCUGGAACACCAAGCAACGAUUCUGGACCGUCCUGACGCAUAAGUUCAUCCUCUUCUACGCCCUCUUUGUCAACGUCAUGGACUGGCUGCGCUUGCCCGCCAUCAUCAUCUUCUCCUUCGACCCCUACCCCUUCUGGCUCGUCUCUGGUCCCUUGCUCGUUCUGCCUAUCCUGCCCUCGCUCAUCCUGCGAUAUUGGAAGAGCCGCUCAGCGGGCAGGGUGGAUCUGCGCAACGACUUGAUGGCCUGCUUGACUUUGCCCAUCUACAAGAUCAUGUACAACGUGUGCUCCGUAGCGGGCUUGCUUCGUACCUUCUUUACCUACUAUCCCAAUCGGCGCCGCAUCCCGACGAUCCCGGAGCUGGAGAAGCUGACGGGCGACGCUCGUCCCUUUUGGCUGGAUGAGCGCUUCUCUGAGAAUCCGGGCUUCCUGGCAGACGAAGCGGAUUCCAUUCUUAUCGUUGUAGAGGAUGCUGUGGCGGCCGAGAAAGGCGUGAUGGCGGUUGUAGAUGCGCCUCACGUAGAAGCUGUUGUCCCUUGACGAUGCAACUCUAGAUUGCCAACAAAUCGAUACCCCCUGUUCAGUCCCAAAUGGCGCUAGUCUGCAUCGAAGCGUUGUUGCCCCUUG
This is a messenger RNA of Jaminaea rosea, 2319 nucleotides long. RefSeq lists its product as hypothetical. The transcript has 2 exons. Bases 136 to 2232 code for a protein of 698 amino acids. The record is from RefSeq and is a predicted model, not a curated record. Lineage: Eukaryota; Fungi; Basidiomycota; Exobasidiomycetes; Microstromatales.